ACGUCAAAAUAAUAAAUGAACCAUAUUUAAAUCUAAUUUUCAGUUCCGCUCUUUCUUACUUUCUCUCUCUCUAAAUAUUCUACUUCGAACCCUAGCUAAUCUCUACGUACACCUCUCUCUCUCUCUCUCUCUCUUCUCAGAUUCCGCCAUUUUUGUUACACUCUCACUCUUGGUUGUACUCGUCUUCUUCGUAUUUGUGGCUUGGAGUCUUUGAAUUUAGCUAUAAGAUGGAGUAUGAAGGUGGUCGCAAGAGAGCGAGAUUUGAUACUUCUUUUCAUGGCAAUGGCGGCGGUUUCAAGAAAUCUAAGCCAGAAAUGGAGACCUUUACACCUGGUAUAGGAAGCAAAUCGAAGCCAUGCACAAAGUUUUUCAGUACUUCCGGGUGCCCUUUUGGUGAAAAUUGCCAUUUCUUGCAUUACGUUCCUGGCGGUUUGAAGGUUGUGUCACAACUAAUCAAUGCUGGUGGCAGCCCAGCCCUCCCUCCACCCAAUAGGAACCCUGUAGUUCCACCAUCUUACCCAGAUGGCGCCUCUCCUCCAGCUGUCAAGACCCGUUUGUGCAACAAGUUUAGCUCAGGAGAAGGCUGUAAAUUCGGUGAAAAAUGCCAUUUCGCUCACGGGGAAUGGGAGCUUGGCAAGCCAACAUUACCAUCAUACGAUGAUCACCGCGGCGGCAGGAUGGGUGGUAGGAUGGAACCGCCUCCAUCUUCUCACGGUCCUGCAGCCAGUUUCGGAUUAUCAUCCACAGCCAAAAUUAGUGUCGAUUCUUCUCUUGCCGGAGCCAUCAUCGGGAAAAAUGGAGUGAACUCAAAACAAAUAUGCCGAGCCACAGGAGCAAAACUUGCAAUAAGAGAGCACGAAACAGAUCCUCACUUGAGGAAUAUUGAGCUCGAGGGAACCUUCGACCAGAUUAAGCAAGCUAGUACAAUGGUUCACGAGCUCAUCGUAAAUGUCGGGUCAUCUAUGGCUGCAAAUCACAUGAAGAACCAUCACGGCGGAGGUGGUGGUGGGGGCGGCGGCGGUGGCGGUCACUCCGGCGGUACGGGAAACAAUUUUAGGACCAAAAUAUGUGAUAACUUUAAUAAAGGUUCAUGCACAUUUGGGGAUAGGUGCCACUUUGCCCAUGGAGCUCAUGAAUUGCGCAAGUCUUCUGGGAUAUAAUUUUGCUUUUUCUUUUCUCUUUUUUGGUCUAAAAUUAAUAUUUGUGCCAAUCUUUUCUAGGAUAAAAACUCUUUGAUGUAUCUUGUAGCUUUUUUUGGUUUUCUUUUAAAUGUUCUUUGAUUGUUAUAAUGUUGCAGCUUUUUGAGUUUUAAAGUAGGUUUUUUGAUAUUCUUGAAUUCUUAAUUUUUUGUUUCUCUUCACUUAUCCACUCUUUUUAUA
Cannabis sativa is the source of this 1379-nucleotide messenger RNA. Its product is annotated as zinc finger CCCH domain-containing protein 14. Bases 228 to 1160 code for a protein of 310 amino acids. The transcript is spliced from 3 exons. Gene Ontology annotation, molecular function: mRNA binding; metal ion binding. Lineage: Eukaryota; Viridiplantae; Streptophyta; Magnoliopsida; Rosales; Cannabaceae. The record is from RefSeq and is a predicted model, not a curated record.